CAAUGAUCUCAGCAGCCAUAGGUGUAAUUGGUCUUGGUCACGACACAUGAGUUCGAAUCCGAAGGAUAUCGCUUGUAAGACGAGGCCAUCUGUCACUUUGUGCGUGCUACAGUGACCGUCUGCGGCAAAGGAAAUGAUAGCCCAGCAUCGACGAGGUGGCCAUCCACCAAAGACAAACAACAAUAGUACGAAUCAAUCGCUCUUUUCUGACAACGACAACGAGAGUGACUCCUCUAAUGUGCUAGCGUCAGGUGAAGAAAGUGUCUCGAUCGCUAGUGAAGUCAAGGAGCGCCAAGACCAUCAUAUUCUUGACACAACUGGGAGCACAAAGGCGGACAGCAGUAUGAUGAGUGGUGACGGAGGCCGUGAUGGGGAAGUAAUCAUAACGCCUCCUACUGGGAGGACCGGAGCAGGAAGAACAGCUCGAAGAGAAAUAAUUGAGGACUGUUUUGGAGAGCCAGUGCUCGUUGUGCGCAGUAUCGGGAGCUCACCUUCUGACUCUGGAAUACUAGAUCAGCGUGAAAUUGAAGGCCUAGAUGGCACGACAGUUAUCAAUGGCACAAUAGUAUCCGCGAGGCCAAAGUUGGUCUCACAGAGAGAUCUGUUGCGACUGGACGAGAAGAGAAGGCGGGAGGAGGAGAAAAGGAGGAGACGAGAGGAGGGUAGUGCAGUUGUUAUGACAUGUUGUCUGCUUAAGAUACGUAAGUCAAAAGCAAAUCCUUUACCUUGAAGGGAAAGGGAUUUGAUUCGAUUUUGAUUUUGUUCGAUCUAGACCCAAUGAAUUCCUUAGUAACUGUUUGAUUUGAAAAAAGUGCAAACUGCUACACACUCUAAUUCACGACCCAGAAGUCCCGGCACGUUUUUAUACCAUCCCGACCAAGCUGAUGCGAGCGAUGAACAAACGGAAGCGUUGAUGGAUGGUAGAGGUUGGAACGGCCCAUACACCCACCCAAGCGCUACAGCGAGCAGAUCAGUUUCAUCGAGUUCGGCUGAAGGAGGUCAUGGUAUAAGUCCGCGAGGACCCGCUAAGCCAGGAGCACCAGGCAGUGCGAGAUUCGCGCCGGCUUCGAGCAUUAAGGCCUGGAAAUGGCUCACUUUCCGAAGGAGCGCUAGCUGUAGAACUUUUGAAUAUGUUUUCAUCCACGAGGAUUCUAGAAGUCCGCCAUAUGUCUUAGAGCUGCUUGUCCAGAGAGAUGGAAAGCAAUCAGCCAUUUGUCUAACUUCCGGAAUAAAGAACCUCCGGGUGCGCGAGGCGCGUUGUCAGCCAGGGCUGGCUCGGGUGCGUCAGGUUUGUCGUCUUCAUCGUCGUUUAUUACGGCAGGAAACGUCACAGCAGGAGGACGAGGAGUGGUUUCGGGCUCGGUGGCUUCCAGUAGAGAGCUCUGCGUUCUGUGGGUUUUUGUACUAGCGAAUUUAGUCGUCACCGUAGUGGAAAUAUGGGUAUCGGUGUGGGCGAAUUCGGUCACGCUUUUAUGAAUAUCAGGCCGUCUAAAUCGAUACACAUAAAGAUCCUUUUUUGGAGCUUUUCCUCUUCUUUACUUCUACCCAGAUAAAUCAGUCGAUGGUAAAAUCUGCUAUACAAAGCCUUUUACUCUUUGUCCUAUCAUCUUCUCAACGAUCAGCUCCCUCCCCUCUAAUUCCCCGUGCCGACGGCUACUCAGUUGGGACCGACACUGCCAGUUACGGUUUCAAUCUGCUGAUAGAAUACUUCAAGGACCGGUAUCCUUCGCGAAAAGACGCUCUCGAUAUUGCUGGGGCAGUGUUGUCGUUAGGGUUGCUGUUCGUCUGUACGGUUUCCGUAGCACAUGAAAGUAUCCUGAGAAUGGAGGAUGCUAGACACGCAGACUACUUUCGGCAUCGCGCGUGGCAUACGCACGUUUGGUACAAGAAAGCAGGAGCUCAUGGAGAAGCGGUAGUACUUUGAAGGACUUUAGGUUCGUGAGGUAGAACUUUGAAGAACUCCAUAAGAGCAUUCCAAUUCGAAGAAAUUGGCGUGACUUCCUCUCCAAUCCCCCAAGGCCAACCUCAUCCUCAAACUCCUUCAAUUUUUGUCUCCGUCCACUACAGGUUGACUUCAAACCAGUUUUCUGUUGUGCAGCCCUUGCGAUGAGCCUAGAUAUCUGCCAGAUUAUGGCGAUCCGAUUUAUCGUGACAAAGGACUCAGCGCAGAGACAGGGGAACGUCAAUAUGGACGCGGCUUUGCUCCAUUUCUGGGCAGACGUGCUUCGCGGGUUUUUCGUCUUCGGAAUGAGCGCGGUGAUGUGGUAGGAGUGUUGAUUUCUUCUUGGAAGUAGAUCUAGGACUAGUCCACUGGAAAUGCAGACAAAAUGAAUCAGGAAUGAUUACUGAACCAGGAUCAUGAUCAUUUCAAUUAUUCCCCACCCAUUCAUCUAGAGAAGUAAACUUUUUUUUUUGUCUAAGGUCUACCUGAUUAUUCCUCACCCUUUUCCUCUGCUACAUCGAACAGGAUGAUUCGUAUCGAUCCCCAGAACGCGCAGAUGUUAGAUGGAUGCGCCUCGCUGAUGAUUUCUAUCUUACUGGGCACAGUUCUAGUCGCAAUGCUAUUGAAGUAUUGGCGAGAGCGGAAAAUGAAGCAAGCUGGUGACGACGCGGGGGCGACUGUGCGACUGCUGUAAAAGUAGAGACGUAAAAGAGGCAUUAGGAGUGACUUGUGCUUUGGGAGUAUUAAGUACUGUAGAGCAAUCUACAACUUCGAAGAAGUUGGUAGCAAGGGGCAGCAGGAGUAACCCUGAUCAUUCAUGUUCUUGAAAUCAAGAGAGCCAGGGCGAGGUGAGGGAGACCAAUGCAAGUGAACACGGUGUAGUAAUACGUAUUUGAUUCCAGUAUCCAGAUGGCGAGUACAUAAAACUUUCUGAAAUUUCAUAAAUCCACUUGAUUAUUCCAUUAACAUUCAUCCAUGUUCCUCUUUAGUAACAUCCAUUUCAUUCUUCUAGUAACAACAAGUAAGUAUGUCACAACAUGCAAGUAGUGAAGCAAUUAUCACUUCAAGUAGAGACGAAAUUUUAUUGAGUAGUUACUCACAAGCAGACACUACAAGUUAGUAGCCGUAGUUCAUGUGUCUGAAUAAUUCUGGCGGGACGGGGGGUGAAAAAUAUCACUUGCUCCGUGUACUGGGAGAAAGUUCCAAGAAACUAGUAUGUGGGAGAUACACUAUUAGAGACCAGAAAUACACUUCACGUUCACAUAAUGACGAAGAUGAAAGGAAAUCCUCCUUGCAUUCUCGAUAUUUAGCAGAACCGCACGAACAUUGACUAUUAGGAGAAACACAG
Amoebophrya sp. A25 is the source of this 3290-nucleotide messenger RNA. The record is from the annotation of a GenBank genome assembly. NCBI's taxonomy places the organism in Eukaryota, Dinophyceae, Syndiniales, Amoebophryaceae.